AAACAGUGACAGUGUAUCUACACUCACAUUUGUAUAUAACGCAUAGAAGUGGCGUGUGGUCUUGCCGUCCGUCUCCAGUAGCUCAACACUCUCUGCUUCCACAGCUCUCCGUCCAGAUCUGAUCCCAACAACCAGAGUUCAGGGUAUCUGUGAAGAAGUUGGAGAACAUGGGUCGCGGAGUUAGCAGCGGUGGGGGUCAGAGUUCUUUGAACUAUCUUUUUGGGAGUGGAGAGGCUCCGAAACCAGCUGCCAACAAUGCUCAAGAUGCGCCAGUUCCAAAUGAAGGGAGGGCUGUGAGCAAUGAGCCUGCUUCCAAGCCUACUGCUCCUGCUCCUCCUCCUGAACCAGUUGAUAUCACCAAGGCUAUUCCUGCUGGUAUCCAUAGCACCUCCACAAACAACUACAUGCGUGCAGAUGGCCAGAACACCGGAAACUUCAUUACGGACCGACCCUCGACCAAGGUCCAUGCUGCCCCAGGUGGUGGAUCUUCUCUGGGUUACCUCUUCGGUGGACCAGGUGGUAACUGAGACAGACAUGCCCUUCGUAACGUUGAAUUUUGUGAAACCUCCAUGCCGGACGAGGCAAUGCCUUCAUCCUUUUUAUAUAAAACAAUGGAAGUCUUUGUGGAUUCUGUCAUGUAAUAUAGAUCUUGUGGUUGUUUGGAUCAUUCAGUCAAGAAUGAUCUAUUUAGAUGGAUAAACCAUCUGAUACAGGUUUCGUUUUCAUCGACAAACCAAACAUUUCCUAGUGCAUAUUUCGUGUUACCUGUUGUUU
Messenger RNA from Malus domestica (apple), 774 nucleotides. RefSeq names its product protein SPIRAL1-like 1. Gene Ontology annotation, cellular component: cortical microtubule, transverse to long axis. The record is from RefSeq and is a predicted model, not a curated record. Gene Ontology annotation, biological process: cortical microtubule organization. Lineage: Eukaryota; Viridiplantae; Streptophyta; Magnoliopsida; Rosales; Rosaceae.